AUGCCGACGCCACAGCUUGCGCAGCCCAACGUGGAACCGAUCGCCGGCUGCCCCCCCGGACUCGAGUACCUGGCGUACGUCGACCAGCUGCUUGUGCACCAACAGCUUCAGCUCCUGGAAAUGUUCGUGCCGUUCGAGCAGCAGAACAAGUACGUCGUGAAGAACACCAUGGGGCAGUUCAUCUUCAUGGCGCACGAGCAGAGCGACUGCAUGACCCGCUGCUGCUGCGGCAGCGUCCGUCCCUUCGAGAUGUCGCUGGUCGACUACCGCUGCGUCGAAGUGAUGCGGCUGUACCGGCCACUUCGCUGCAGUGGCUGCCUUUGUUUUUGCUGCCUCCAGGUAAUGGAGGUUCAAUCUCCGCCGGGCACCAUCAUCGGCUCGAUAAAGCAGGAGUGUUCCUUCAUCUUUCCCUACUUCUCGCUGAGGGACAGCGGCGGGAACGUGGUGCUCCAGAUCCACGGGCCCUUUUGCACGACCUCCAUCUGCUGCAAUGACGUCGUCUUCGACAUCAUGACCAAGGACGGCAAAACGAAGAUCGGUCAGCUGUCGAAGAACUUUAACGGCAUGCUUAUGGAGGCGUUCACCGACAUCGACAACUUCACGGUGUCCUUCCCCAUCGACCUGGACGUCAAGAUGAAGGCCACGCUGCUAGGCGCGGCCUUCUUGAUUGACUUCAUUUUCUUCGAGAGCAGCGCCGGAGGGAGCAACAUGGAUCUUCCCGGCAACAUAAUAAAUUAGUUAUUCGAAGA
Molecule: messenger RNA, 749 nt
Organism: Dermacentor silvarum
Lineage: Eukaryota; Metazoa; Arthropoda; Arachnida; Ixodida; Ixodidae
Product: phospholipid scramblase 1-like
Exons: 4
Coding region: 1-738 (245 amino acids)
Biological process (GO): plasma membrane phospholipid scrambling
Cellular component (GO): plasma membrane
Molecular function (GO): phospholipid scramblase activity
Source: RefSeq, a predicted model, not a curated record